AAGCUAGCUAUAGCUCCCCCAUGGCAGCUAUGGCGCUCUCCAUCGCCACUUUGGCAGUCUUCUUCUUCCUCGCCAUGCUCUCCGGCGGUGACGCAGCGGUAGUCGAGCACACAUUCGUCGUGAGCCAGGUGAGGAUGAACCAAGCGUGCAAGGAUACGCUGGUUACGGUGGUCAAUGGACAGGUCCCCGGCCCGGCAAUCGAGGUGACAGAAGGUGACUCCGUGGUUGUUCAUGUCGUAAAUCAGUCGCCACAUGGACUAACAAUCCAUUGGCAUGGGGUGAAGCAACGGUUAAACUGCUGGGCAGAUGGAGUAGGGAUGGUAACACAGUGCCCGAUCCAACCAGGCAGAAAUUUCACUUACCGGUUCAAUGUCGUCGGGCAGGAGGGCACGCUGUGGUGGCACGCCCAUGUUGCGUUCCUCCGGGCAACUGUCCAUGGCGCUCUCAUAAUCCGGCCGAGAUCCAGAGAAGUCGGCAAAUUGUACCCAUUCCCCAAGCCCCACAAGGAGAUCCCCAUUUUUAUAGGUGAGUGGUGGGAGAUGGACCUUAUUGAGGUGGACAGGAAGAUGACCCAUGGUUUCUUGUUUCAGUUUCCCAUUAAUUCUACGAUCAACGGAAAACUGGGAGAUCUCUAUAAUUGCCCUGGUACCUUGGUAGACAAUUCCGUUAUGGAGGUGGAGGAAGGCAAGACAUAUCUGUUGCGGAUAGUGAACGCUGCGCUUCUUUCGGAGUACUACCUCAAGAUCGCUAGCCACAGGUUCACGGUGGUUGCCGCCGACGCGAACUAUGUCAAGCCAUACACCACCGAUAUCAUCGCAAUUGCGCCUGGGGAGUCGGUGGAUGCACUUGUUGUCGCCGAUGCGCCUCCCGGCAAGUACUACAUGGUGGCCUUGGCAAACCAACAACCACCACCUGACACACAGAUUCCGUUGCUUGGCUCACGAAGGGUGGUGCAGUAUCGGGUAAAAUCAAGCAAAGAAGGAGAUCCACCUGGCGGUUCUUUAGUAAUGGCACCAAAAAUGCCUGACCAGCAUGACACAAUCACAACCUUCUACUUCCAUGGCAACAUAACCAGCGCCUUUCCUCACCCGCCGGUUCCGGUGGACGUCGACGAGCACAUGUUCAUAAGCCUUGGCCUAGGCUCCGUCUGCAGAGGAGGUCGUGUGUCAUCACCAUCAUCACCCUGCAGAGGGUUUGAAUUAAAUGAAUCGAUCUUGGUGGCCACCAUGAACAACAUAUCAUUUGAGCUCCCUACGAUAGUGCCAUUACUUGAAGCACACUAUCACAACAACAUGAGCAAUGCAGGCAUGGUGCACAAAUUACCUGACAGGCCACCUAUCAUGUACAACUUCACUGACCAAGCGAUGAUCCAAUAUGGCAGUGAGGAGGCGGCAUUGGAGUCAACGUCAAAGGCGACGACUGUUAGGAGGUUUCGGUUCAACACAACAGUGGAGAUCGUGUUCCAAAGCACAACUUUACUGCAAAGUGACUCCAACCCAAUGCACCUCCAUGGGCAUGACAUCUUCGUCCUCGCACAAGGCUUCGGCAACUACAAUGCUCAGAGGGACACAGGGAAGUACAACUUGGUGGAUCCCCCGGUGAGGAACACCGUCCUUGUUCCGGCGAUGGGGUGGGCGGUCAUCCGGUUUGUCACAAACAACCCGGGGGUGUGGUUCCUGCACUGUCAUUACGGAUUCCACAUGUCGAUGGGCAUGGCGGUGGUGUUCGAGGUGGAUGACGGACCAACAUUGGGUGCGACGCUUCCUCCACCUCCAACAGAUCUUCCGAGAUGUGAGCAUCAUAUGAGCAGCGUGGCGUAUGAAUAAUUAAUUAAGAACACGGUGCAUGGAUCCGGACGCGUGUCUGAGAAUGUUUAUGUUAGUUGUGCCGUGGCGAAUGAAUAAAACACUAGUGCUUCUGUACUUU
Molecule: messenger RNA, 1926 nt
Organism: Brachypodium distachyon (stiff brome)
Lineage: Eukaryota; Viridiplantae; Streptophyta; Magnoliopsida; Poales; Poaceae
Product: laccase-15
Exons: 5
Coding region: 21-1826 (601 amino acids)
Molecular function (GO): copper ion binding; oxidoreductase activity
Source: RefSeq, a predicted model, not a curated record